Messenger RNA from Lampris incognitus (smalleye Pacific opah), 1804 nucleotides. RefSeq names its product elongin B (gene elob). Gene Ontology annotation, molecular function: protein binding. Bases 81 to 440 code for a protein of 119 amino acids. The transcript is spliced from 4 exons. Gene Ontology annotation, cellular component: elongin complex; VCB complex. Gene Ontology annotation, biological process: transcription elongation by RNA polymerase II. Lineage: Eukaryota; Metazoa; Chordata; Actinopteri; Lampriformes; Lampridae. The record is from RefSeq and is a predicted model, not a curated record.
CUUUGACAGCUGUUGUGAUUGAUGCUGUGCAGCGUGGGCUAGCAGUGAAGGCGUAGCUGGUGUGGAACCAACCGAAAGAAAUGGAUGUAUUUUUAAUGAUCAGACGCCAUAAGACGACCAUCUUCACAGAUGCUAAAGAGUCUACUACAGUCUACGAGCUGAAGCGGAUUGUUGAAGGCAUCUUGAAGAGGGCACCUGAAGAACAGAGGCUUUAUAAGGAUGACAUGGUGCUGGAUGACAGUAAAACACUUGGAGACUGUGGGUUCACAAAUCAGACAGCCAGACCCCAGGCCCCAGCUACUGUUGGGUUAGCCUUUCGUCUUGGUGAUGAUUCGUUUGAGCAGCUGAGGAUUGAGACUUUCUCCAGCCCCCCAGAGCUUCCUGAUGUCAUGAAGCCUCAGGACUCAGGCAGCACAGCCAAUGAACAGGCUGUACAGUGAAGGAGAGACUGAGGUGUCCGGGGUGGGGGCAUUUGAGGGAGGUUGGGAUCUGGGAGGAAGCCUUGGUGGGUUGAAUUUUACGGACUGUGGAUCUUUGAGCUGGGCAGAAAAAUGGUCAGUGUGUUCUAAAUAGGGUUGGGGAUGUCCAGCUUGCCCAUAUAAAUAUAUAUAUAUAUUUUUUCUUUCCUGAAUGCAUGCUAAAUAAGUUGAUAAAUUUACACAGAAACCUUUCAGAGACAUCUGACCGAUUUGUCACAACACUGUCAGUCAUCCGUGGGAUUUGUAAAGGCUGAACAUAAGAAAUGUACCUUAUUUAAUUGAUGCUAAUCUUUAUUUGGGUUAAGGUGAAAUCCUUGCUUGUGUUUUAUUUGGAGGCAUAAAUGGGGAUUUGAAUUUGAGGGGGAGUUAAUCUUUAAGCAUUUGUUUGGUUUUUCUUUACUGAAAUAUUGGGAUUUACCAGUUUUAAUGACUGGCUUGGUUGUAUGUGUUGCAAAAGUAAGGGUUUGUGGAGUUGUAAUGUACUAGUCUAUCUAGAGAAUAUGUGCAUGAAAUUAUUUUGAAAUAAAGUGGAUUCAGCUGUUGAUGGAAUAGCCUUAUAAAACGCAAACAUGCACAUAUUGGGAAAAUUUGGCACCAACACCCAUUUGGUGGUACUUUCAUAUCAGUAAUUUAGUUUCCUAACACCUCACAGAAGCCUCAGUGCUGUUUGUUUCCUCUGUGCCAUGCUGCUCCAACAUGCUUAAGCAUCAAGUGUCAGUCUCUGCCAUCUUUAACAUGGACAACAUAAGCAUGGAAACUCCUGUUCAAAGCAAAACGAGAGACAGACAUGGCAGCAUAACUAGAGUGCACCGUUAGACCUGAAGUGGGGGGCAGCUUCCUCCACAGCGUUAAAGCGGGGCUGAUUCCGAUGAGAUCUUAUUGGCUGCAGUCAAUAGGCUUGUUUCAAUUUUAAAUUGUUUUUGAAGGUAUAAUUAUUUAGUAAUUGUUCAGUGGAUUUUGUGUGAUGAACCAUAGUUAAGCCUGUGAUAAGGGGGUUUAAUGUCCCCUUGGCCCCUAUGAAUGCGGCAACUUUUGUUGUAUUACCCCCUAAAUUACUGAAAAGCCAUUUUGCUCUCAUGAAACAAGUAGAAUUGAAAAGAAAAAUAGUGUAUUGAAGUCAAGUAACAAACUAAAAAACAACCCUGAUUUCUACACGAGUUAGCUUAUGUCAAAUAUCAAAGUCCUCCCUGAAUAAGGAUGAACAUAACAUGGUGUAUUGUAUUACGGCAUUACAAAUAACUGAAAGAUUAAAUGGAGCUUUAAAAGGUGGGACUUGGUCCAAGCUGCACUUGUAACUGACCUUAAAUUAAAACAAUUGUUUUUCA